Ochotona curzoniae (black-lipped pika) is the source of this 1823-nucleotide messenger RNA. RefSeq names its product myelin protein zero (gene MPZ). The coding region runs from base 72 to 818 and encodes 248 amino acids. Gene Ontology annotation, cellular component: membrane. Gene Ontology annotation, biological process: myelination. The transcript is spliced from 6 exons. The record is from RefSeq and is a predicted model, not a curated record. NCBI's taxonomy places the organism in Eukaryota, Metazoa, Chordata, Mammalia, Lagomorpha, Ochotonidae.
UCAGUUCCUUGUCCCCCACUCUCCCCACCCUGCAGCUGCACUGGGCUUUAGCCCCUGCCCCAGCCCCAGCUAUGGCUCCUGGGGCGCCCUCAUCCAGCCCCAGCCCUGUCCUGGCUGUACUACUCUUCUCUUCUUUGGUGCUAUACCCAGCCCAGGCCAUUGUGGUUUACACGGACAGGGAGGUCCAUGGUGCUGUGGGCUCCCAGGUGACCCUGCACUGCUCCUUCUGGUCCAGUGAGUGGGUCUCAGACGACAUCUCCUUCACCUGGCGCUUCCAGCCUGAAGGGGGCCGAGAUGCCAUUUCGAUCUUCCACUAUGCCAAGGGGCAGCCCUACAUCGACGAGGUGGGGACCUUCAAAGAGCGCAUCCAGUGGGUAGGAGACCCUCGCUGGAAGGAUGGCUCCAUUGUCAUACACAAUCUAGAUUACAGUGACAACGGCACUUUCACAUGUGAUGUCAAAAACCCACCAGACAUAGUGGGCAAGACCUCUCAGGUCACGCUCUAUGUCUUUGAAAAAGUGCCUACCAGGUACGGGGUGAUACUAGGAGCGGUGAUCGGAGGCGUCCUCGGGGUGGUGCUACUGCUGCUGUUGCUUUUCUACUUGGUUCGGUACUGCUGGCUGCGCAGGCAGGCGACCCUGCAGAGGAGGCUCAGCGCAAUGGAGAAGGGGAAAUUGCACAAAUCUGCGAAGGACUCUUCCAAACGCGGGCGUCAGACACCAGUGCUGUACGCCAUGCUGGACCACAGCAGAAGCACCAAAGCUGCCAGCGAGAAGAAGUCUAAGGGACUGGGGGAGUCUCGCAAGGAUAAGAAAUAGCGGUUAGCGGGCCGGGCGGGGGGUCGGGGGUCCGGGCCGGAGGCCUCCAAAGGCGCUCAGGUGGUAGUCAUCGAGAUGGAGCUACGCAAGGAUGAGCAGAGCUCGGAGCUCCGGCCUGCUGUCAAGUCCCCCAGCAGAACCAGCCUCAAAAACGCCCUCAAGAACAUGAUGGGCCUGGACUCGGACAAGUGACCUCCCCUCUCAGGCCCUGCCCGAGCAGGGGGACCUAGGCUCCUCUUCUCACCCGUCUAGGUGCUCUGCUCCCUAGCUCCCCAGCCCUGGCCUGUCCUCGCCUACCUUUGAGAUGUAAGUUUUAUUCCAGAAUUCACUCCUCCCCCAGCCUGGCCUCCUGGCUUUCUGGGAGCCUACUCUUUCCCAGUCCCCAAGGGCUGUGUGUUUGGUGCCUGGCCCCCCGGCACCGAGAAGAAAGGGACCCUCUGUUCCACGUCACCCCUCCCUUGCACCCGGCCCCCAAGCUGUCCUCCACUCUUCCUUCUCCGGUCCCCUGUCCCCUUCCACCAGGCAGCCCAGCGCCACACUGUGUCCUUCCAGCUAACACCCACCAUCACUCAGACCAGACUCUCCUUCAGGGUUUAUUUAGGUUAUUGAUCUUUUUUUUAUUUUAUAUUUUAAUCCAUUUUUUUGUUUGUUUACCUGUGCCCUGCUCUGCCCUUAUCCCCCCCAUGACCGAGGACCGAUGACGUCAUGCGGCAAAUCCCCACACCCCACUAAGCCCUUCUCCAGAGCCAGCCCAACCAGAGGGGCCCCUGAGUCUGGAACCUCAGAUAUUGGAUGAGCACUCCCUGACCACUUAGGAGCACUGUUUUGAAGUUCAAGGGCAUAGGCAAGGAAUGAGAGAGAGGAAAUGGAUCCUUACAGGUCAGGGGUUGGAGGAAGGGAAUAUGAGCAUGAAGAGAUGGCUUUAAACAAUCAAACGGGGAAAGGAAGCGACUGUACUCCCAACCAUAGGAGAUUCUUAGAAUUUUUCUACAUUCUGUAUAUUUC